AUGACCAUUCUACUUCAACGUCGCCGAUUCUCGGCACUCAUCGAUCAAAUCAGAACAUGGACCAGCUCGAUUAAAUCAGACAAACAGUACCGCUCCCUCUCUACUGGUGACCUAGUCACCACCACAAAAACUCCAUCAGAAUUCGAAUCCGACUUUAUGGAGAUGGAUUUCGGGUCCACACCAACCACAUCCUCCCUACCAUCCCAUUUCGAUGACUGUGAUUUGGUACCAAUGGAAUUUAAGAAAAACGGAGUGAAGCUCUUGAAACAAGGCUCCAAAAAAGCAAUGAGCACCAAGAAAUACGGUAGUUCUGGAGAUUUAACAAAGCUGAGAGUUGAGGACAUACAUAAGGCACAAUCCUGGUUCUUUUUGGAUGUCGAUCCGAGGUCUGCUGAGAGGAUUCUGAUGUCUGACGGAUUUCUAGACGCUUCUUUCCUAAUCUCAUUUUUCCGCGGCAAAUAUGUGCUCAGCGUGCUCAAGGGACAUAAGGUGGAGCAUUUGGUGAUAAGGGAAUAUCAGAAAAAGAAUGGAAGUACUGCAUUUCAGUUGGAUGUUGACCGAUCUUUCAAAAACCUCCUGGAGCUCACCGACUACUACAAAAAAAACAAGAGCUACGUUUUGUGCACCAAACUUUCUCGAGGCGUCCGUCCCCGCAAGAAUCAGGAUGUUCGAUCCAGAGCCUAA
Caenorhabditis briggsae is the source of this 684-nucleotide messenger RNA. Bases 1 to 684 code for a protein of 227 amino acids. The transcript is spliced from 3 exons. NCBI's taxonomy places the organism in Eukaryota, Metazoa, Nematoda, Chromadorea, Rhabditida, Rhabditidae. The record is from RefSeq and is a predicted model, not a curated record.